AUGGCACCAAAGCAAGCAAAACCCGACUCGCGCGCUGCGACACUCUUCUUCAAGAAGCACAAAACCACAGUCCUUCUGAUGCUGCAAACCCACGAAACACUUGAGUCGGCCAAAGACAACUUACUACAAGCUUUAAAAUCCCGAUCUCUGAAUGACAUUAACGGCGACCCUGUUCCGGACGACUCCUUCGAUAUUGAGCUCGGUGUGCCAGUUGAUCGCGCCGACCUCGAGAAAGGCUGGAGGUCUUUGGAAGCAGAUGAUCUGGUACUUGACGAGGAAAGCGCACCGAAGAAGAACAAAGGCAAAUCAAAGAAACAGGCACCUACUCUAUUGGAAGCAGGCAUCACAGACGGGAAUUCGAUUGCGUUCCGUUUCCACAAAUACAAUGAGGCUCAAAAUGGUGACCGAAUGGACCUAGAUGCCGAGGAUCCCGGCUGGGAUGUCAUAGUUCCAAGCUACGCCGAUGACGAACUGUGA
Penicillium brevicompactum is the source of this 477-nucleotide messenger RNA. RefSeq lists its product as uncharacterized. NCBI's taxonomy places the organism in Eukaryota, Fungi, Ascomycota, Eurotiomycetes, Eurotiales, Aspergillaceae. Bases 1 to 477 code for a protein of 158 amino acids. The record is from RefSeq and is a predicted model, not a curated record. The transcript is spliced from 2 exons.